CGCCGCCGGCACUCGUGCUCCGGCAGCCGAGGGCUCCGCGCGCGCCCGACGCCAGCGUGUCUGUAGCCGCGACCGAAGCCCGACGUCAUGGGAGCCGAGUCGCCCGAGGACGAGACCGUCAGCGAUGGAAGGAGCGGCGCCGGCUCCGCCCAGCGCCUCAAGGAGAAGGAGGUGGAGGCCAUGAUCGAGACGUCCGGCGAACCGGACGCACCUGCUAUCGUGUACUUCAUAUUCUACCUGCUCGGCAUGGGGACGCUGCUGCCGUGGAACUUCUUCAUCACCGCUGACUCGUACUGGAACUACAAAUUCCGCAACGCCACACUGGACGCGAACAGCAACGCCACCGACACCACCACCGACCUGCAGUACAACUUCUUCGCGUACCUCAGCGUGGCUUCCAUGCUGCCCAACACCAUCUUCCUCACGCUGAACGCCGUGCUGGCCGACAAGAUCAACCAGCAGCUGAAGCUUUUGGUGGCACUCGGCGUCGUCAUCGUCUUUUUCAUUGUCACGACGAUCCUGGUGCCCGUGAACUCUGACCAAUGGCAGUCUACCUUCUUCGCCAUCACAAUGGUGAUGGUAGUGAUUCUGAAUGUGGGCGCCGCCGUGUUCCAGGGCGGCCUGUUCGGCCUGUCGGCCCAGUUCCCGUCCAAGUACCUGUCGGCCGUGCUGUCGGGCCAGGCGCUGGGUGCCGUGUUCGCCUGCGUCUGCAGGAUCGUGUCGAUCGCCGUGUCCGGCGACGACGAGGUGGCGGCGGCCGUCAACUCGGCGCUGGUCUACUUCACCCUGGCCGACAUCACCCUGGCCGUCUCGAUGGGUGCCUACCUGUGGAUGACGCGGAUGGCCUUCUACAAGUACUACACGGUGCUGCAUGGUCCUAAGCGGGCUGCCAAUGAGCUGGUCGACCUGGGUCAGAGGUCGUCCGCGGCCGUCAAGGCACCGUCCGUCUCCGUGUGGCGCGUCUUCCUCAAGGUGAAGUGGUUCGCCCUGGCAGUGUGCCUGGUCUUCUUGGUGACGCUGUCCAUGUUCCCGGCGAUCACGGCCAAGAUCGAGCCCAUGCGCGCCAGCACCAAGGAGAACCCGUCCGUCUGGGCCCGUGACUACUUUGUGCCCGUGUGCUGUUUCCUGCUGUUCAAUCUGACCGACUACAUCGGCAGAAUAUGCGGCGGUUACACAGUGUGGCCGAAGAAGCACCAGUGGUACAUUGUGCUGGCGCUGGUGGUGCUGAGAGUGGUCUUCGUCCCGCUCUUCAUGUACUGCAACAUCGACCACAAGCACCUGACCACCGUGUUCGACCACGACGCCUACUACAUCGUCAUCAUGAUCGUGUUCGGCCUCUCUAACGGCUACCUGGCCACGCUGUGCAUGAUCUACGGGCCCGGCUCUGUUGAGCCGGAGGAGCAGAACACGGCCAGCUCCAUGAUGGCCGCCUUCCUGGGACUCGGCCUGUGCCUUGGCGCCCUGCUCAGCAACGUCACCAUCAAGAUCAUCUGAGGCCGGCCUCGGCGGACGGGCGGGGAGCGCAGGGGGCUACGGCCCGGCCGAGGCUCAGGCCGACACCAGCCGGGACGCGCCUCCUGCCCGAGGGUUGGUGACGGGGCAACAGACGCCCCGGCGGAGGAACCCACGGCUGCCAGCAAAGGCCCAGCGGAGGAUCCAGCGGGGCCGGCGGACGCCUGCCAUGGGUGACUGCCUGCUGAGAGAAAGAGCGCGUGCGCUGCAGCUGCAGCCGGCCAUUUAGGCAGAGGUGGCCAGAUGAGUGCAGAGCCAGGAGGGCAGCAAGCUUCCGUUUCACGCCACGGCCGCAAUACGCCCACACGGGGGUCACGCGGCUCGUGCUGGUGCCGCCGCUUAUUGUGUCCAUUCGUUGUUGCCGAGGUACUUCGUUUUGCGGGGAGAGCGUCAUACAUGUCGCUUGAUGUGCAAGCCGGUUCUUUUUUGCUAGUCACGGCAGAUACGUUGUCUUUGCACUUCACUGUCUAAGAAACAGGGUAAUAAACGUGAAAACCGCA
Messenger RNA from Pollicipes pollicipes, 2012 nucleotides. RefSeq names its product equilibrative nucleoside transporter 1. Gene Ontology annotation, molecular function: nucleoside transmembrane transporter activity. Gene Ontology annotation, cellular component: plasma membrane. The transcript is spliced from 11 exons. Lineage: Eukaryota; Metazoa; Arthropoda; Thecostraca; Pollicipedomorpha; Pollicipedidae. Bases 88 to 1494 code for a protein of 468 amino acids. The record is from RefSeq and is a predicted model, not a curated record. Gene Ontology annotation, biological process: nucleoside transmembrane transport.